Messenger RNA from Penicillium samsonianum, 606 nucleotides. RefSeq names its product HD domain-containing protein. The transcript is spliced from 3 exons. NCBI's taxonomy places the organism in Eukaryota, Fungi, Ascomycota, Eurotiomycetes, Eurotiales, Aspergillaceae. Bases 1 to 606 code for a protein of 201 amino acids. The record is from RefSeq and is a predicted model, not a curated record.
AUGAAUAAUCAGCAGUCACCUAAAGAAAAGGCAGAGGCCUUGAUCGGCGCUCUAGAAAAGUAUGGUCAAGGUGACUACAUCGGGGAGUCGAUUAGCCAGUUAGAACACUGUCUGCAGGCGGCUCAUCAGGCCCAUAAAGCGGAUGCCCGUGAUGAGUUGGUAAUUGCGGCUUUAUUGCAUGACAUUGGUCAGAUCAUUCCAUUGGAAUCCACCAAGGAGGCACGCAUGAAUCUUCGCGAAAGUACGGAAAAUGUCGGCCGGGUCGGCCAUGAAGCCAUCGGGGCAUCAUAUCUUCAUUCUCUGGGGUUCAGCGAGGCAGUGUGUCGCUUGGUGAAUAGUCAUGUCGCUGCGAAGCGGUACCUUACUGCUAUUGACCAAAGAUACUACAAAUCUCUAUCAUCUGCCUCGCAGAAAUCGCUGGCAUUUCAAGGCGGCCCCUUUCGAGAUGCGGAGCUCAAAAACUUCGAGGAAGAUCCACUUCGAGACGACAUGGUUUCACUUCGACUGUGGGAUGAUGCUGCCAAGUUGGAGGGUGUUGAGGCAAUCACACCUCGUGCUGGGGUGUAUCUGGACAUGAUCAUCGCGCAUUUGCAACUUAAAACCUGA